AACAUACCCCAAACUAACGACAACCCAAGCGAAACAUGCACAAGAUCAUCAUACCAGAUUCUUGGAGGACAUAAUUCGAUAACCGGAUGCAAAGAAUGCCCAGACUGUCCCCCAGGACAACAACUUACCCCACCAUGUGGCAGCAAAGUACAGCCAGAUGCAUUAAUAAAUUGUACCGUUUGCCCCUCGGGAACCUUUAAAGACAUUAGCGGAAGAGGUAUUUGUAAACUGUGUCUGACAUGCGGUCCAAGAGUAACCGUUAGCUCAUGUACAUCGAGCAAAAAUGCACAAUGUGGGACCUGUCCUCGUGGUACCUUCCAAUGGAGCCCCACAGUGGACACUUGUAAACAGUGUUCGUCGUGUUGUGCGCCGAAGCGCUUUGCUGAGGUGGAGUGCUUUUAUCUCAGGCAAUGCUUAAGAACAAACUGCACUCAAGAAAUAGAAAAUGAGGGAAAUGAUAUUCAAAAAUUGGAGAUAAAUUCUCAAAGGUUUGCGACGAUAAUAAAUCCUCCAAACCCAGCGCCACUUCUAGGUGUUUCUAGCAGUAAAAAUUCAGGCAACGCAAAGAAAUUGGCAUUGAAGAACAUUUUGAAAAGAACGAGAGUAACACGAGAUGUUCCGCAGGUCCUGCAAGGAGUCAGUGAAGGAAAUACCACUAAACUGGCAAACGAAAAAAUCGCCACUCUUCUCAGCAAUAAUUCAGAUACUGUUAUAACCACCAUCACCAAAUCAUUCGAGGAAUUUGGAACUGUCUCCACUGACUUCAACACUGUCGAUUCCAAUUUGCAAAUGGCUUCAAGCUGUUUUGGAAUGAACUUCGCAAAACUAGUGAAGAUUAUAAUAAUCGUUAUUGUGGCCAUAUCUAUUUUGGCGCUGUUCACAGUUUGCGUCAUAGUAUACUUCUGUUGUAAAAGGCAGUCAAGACAUCUUCAGCCUAGAUAUUGUGUGUUUAAUUGUUGUAUAAAUCUGAAGAGUACCGAAGAAUAUAAACAGCUACUGGAUGAAACAACUCAUCAAAUCGGUGACGACACACAAGUCUCUCUAAUCAAUGGCAAUUUGGAAGGCAGCUUUUCUGAGAAAAGCACAUCUGCUGCUGGCCUUGAAAAUACACCCUUAAGUGACAUAUCCCCCUUUCUUGAAGACAUCCUCGUUAAGAAACUUGAAGUGGACUGUGGUUGGAAAAAAGUGGGAAAGGCAUUACAGAUUGACCAGGACGAUCUGGAUUACUGGGAAAACGGAAAGUCAAUGGAAAGUCCAGCUACAGGAGAACUGUUAAGAAAACUGAGAGCGACACGUCCAGAAUUCACCAUUGCUGACCUUAUAGAUAUCCUAGAGAGCCCAGACGUAAAACGUCGAGAUUUUGUUCAACGCAUCCGUCUACAUUUACAAAAUGAAGUAAAAUGAAUACCUUGACUCCAAAAAGCAGAGAAAGAGUUGCAGACAGCUACCUGGUAUGCAUGUAGCUGAUGAAUGAAGUUCACGUGUAGUUUUGAGUACAUUUUUGGGGGGUCUAAAAAUCAUUGCUUACAGCCCACUCUGAGUGGCUAAUUCAAACCGUUUAUUUUAAGGGUCAAUUUUUUCAAUCUUUCUACAUAAUAGAUAUCAAUCAAACCUUUCACUGAUGCAUGUCAAUAAGCCAUAAAAAUUAAUAACCUGACUGACUUAAAUCUCCUAGUGUUAUUUUUAAAAAUUUCAGUCUGAUGACAAUUAAUGUAUGUUAUAUCAUGCAAAAUAACACUUUGCGUGAGAUAACCUAACUACCAGUAAAUGUAGAUUAUAAUUAGUGAUUAUAAUGUUCACGGGGAAUUGCAUGAAUUUGUCAGGAAACAUAAUACUGGAGGUAUUAUUUUUCAUCGAGGGCUGUGGCACUUGUGAAAGUAGCAAAUUAACUCUAAAAUGAUAAAAUGUCACCUUCUCUCCUCCAAAAAUUAUAGGAUAUUUACAACUCAGUAGUUUAAAUAGAUGAAACAUCAUUACACUUAAACACAGUUGCAUUAGUUAUGUAAGUAAGUUUAAAGUUCAGGGCCCAGUUGUUCAAAGGCCGAUUUGUGUCAGCCCAGGGUUAAAUUUUAAUGCAGGUUUCUAUACUUCUUUUUUCCAAACCCUUUUAGUGAAAAUUUUCCCUAUUCUUUUUAGAACAUUCAAUGAUCAAAUUGCAAGCAAAAAGUUUUAACCGAAUUUUCUUUUAAAGCUUUCAGACCUGAAAUCAAAUUCCAUGCUAACCUUGGGUUAUCUUAACUCAGAUUUGAACAACCCGGGCAAGACAUUUAGACUUUAUUGACAACGUUUGAGGUUAUCUUCUGGGAGAUAGCUUCCAACACGAAAAAAACAGCAAAAUGUAGUUCUUCCUCUAAAAAACCUGAUUACAUUUCCAGUUAGGGUGGUCCUAACUAAUAAUCACAUGUAGACUGAAUUAUGAAAUUGGCUAGCUGGAAAACAAUCAUUCAAUGAUUUUCACCGGAAAUGUGCUCAAUGGUGGACUAAUUGCGAAUAGAGAUUUAGCUACAGUGAGAAAUUAUCUUAACUUAGUGGAUUUAACUUUUUUGAGGUACCCAAUCAGGUUUUUGGAGAAUAAUUGUGUCACAUAAUUUCUCCUAAUAAUAUCUAGUGUAGCAUAAAAAGUAGGCAGGUGAUGAGAACAAAGAAAGGUACAACGGCAACCAGGACACCAUCAAUUAAUUCACUACUAAAUUCUCAGAAAUACCAUUAGAAAUGAAAGUUAAAUCAUGAGGAGAGUUAGAUUUUGAGAGUGAAAGGGUUAAAUGUAAAAUGAUCUGUAAAGUAAGA
This is a messenger RNA of Pocillopora damicornis (cauliflower coral), 2787 nucleotides long. RefSeq lists its product as uncharacterized. The record is from RefSeq and is a predicted model, not a curated record. NCBI's taxonomy places the organism in Eukaryota, Metazoa, Cnidaria, Anthozoa, Scleractinia, Pocilloporidae.